Molecule: messenger RNA, 315 nt
Organism: Staurois parvus
Lineage: Eukaryota; Metazoa; Chordata; Amphibia; Anura; Ranidae
Source: the annotation of a GenBank genome assembly
CCAGGUUGGGCAGUGAAUGGGGGAAGUACGGGUGCUGCAGAAUUUGUGGACUGCCAAUCAGGAUUUGCAAGCACAUCCAGAAGGAUACUAGGGGCUCUACGGGCCUGUGUGCGAAUUCUUGGUGGUUGCAGAACACUACUUGUGCUCGCCACCGCACAAGCUUGUACUACACUUAUGGGACUCGCCACGUCACCAAGUCAUACUGCAGUGCUGAUAUGUGAAAGACCAAGAUGUACUAGACCGCUGGUACUCGACAGUUCACCAAAAGGUAACGUGGCACUAGUACUGGCACUCUGCUGCAUAUGAGAGUCCUCA